ACCCCCGCCCCCAUCUCCCGCCCCGCCCCUCCUCCAAAACAACCCCUUCUCGGCGCGGCCUCCAUGUUGGCUUCCGUCACGCCGAGCGACCGCAGCGACGGCGAGUCCAGCGACGACGACGACGGAGGUGGAGACGAAGGAGACGGGGAGGCCGAGCCGCGGCCCGCCCGCCACCCAAUGGACGUAGCGUCCAUUAUCACGCAAGUGAGCAUAGACGACGAACGCGGCGGGGGCGCCGCUGCUGCAUCGCGAGGGAAAGGGUCGUUUAGUAAAGCUGUAGUGAAGAAAAUCGAAACAAGAAAAGCCUGUUUGGCUCAUUCUUCAGCUGCUUUCGCAAGUACGAUGGCGAGCCUGCUGUCCCCAAAAGCAUUGCCAUCGAGGCAACCCAAGAAGGUGGAGGAGAAUGGGGCCCUGCUCAAGCCAGUGGAAAGGCCACUUUUACCAGAGCUAAGGCCCUUGGAUGAAGGGAAGAAGUGUAUGGUCAUCGAUCUAGAUGAGACCCUGGUGCACAGCUCUUUCAAGCCCAUUGAAAAUGCAGACUUCAUAAUUCCAGUAGAAAUUGAGGGAACAACACACCAGGUGUACGUGAUGAAGAGACCUUUUGUGGACGAGUUCCUUCAGCGCAUGGGAGAACUUUUUGAAUGUGUCCUCUUUACUGCUAGCCUAGCUAAGUAUGCAGACCCAGUGGCUGACCUGCUGGAUCGAUGGGGAGUGUUCAGAGUUCGUCUCUUUCGAGAAUCCUGCGUCUUUCACCAUGGCAGCUACGUAAAGGACUUGAGUCGGCUCGGCCGUGAUCUCAGCCAGACCAUCAUCAUCGACAACUCGCCAGCCUCUUACAUAUUCCACCCGGAAAAUGCGGUGCCAGUGGGUUCAUGGUUUGAUGACAUGUCCGACAUGGAGCUGCUGGACCUCAUCCCACUCUUUGAGGAGCUCGGUAAAACCGAGGACAUCUUCACCAUCCUGCAGCGUCAUCGGCAGAGGUAGCGGCCACUUUCAAAAGAGCUGCGUCGGACACCAAAAAAAUGAGACUGCGGCAAAGUUAUUUCCAGCAAUAUUCUUUACCAAAUUAGACUCUCUCGGUCUGUUGUCCAGGUGACUGUAAGCAAUCGGUUAGAUACUGAUUGAACAUUAUUGGUGAAAAUAACCAUCUUGUCCGCGGCAAGUACUCAUGAGGUUUACUGAAACUGCCAGUUAAUGACCUGACAUGUUGUUAGGAGGUGUCACUGUCUCGUGUUGCUGGUGGUGGAUAAAAGUGACUGUCUUUCCAGUCUUCCCGAGAUCAACUGCAUGCCUCUCAUUGUUGUGGAAAACUAUCCAAAUUAUAAAUCCUGUGCCCUCUUGGGGGAGGGGGGGGAGUAAGCUCGCUUAUAAAGGUGACUGUGCCAUCAAACAUUUGCUUGCUUCCUCCUGAGCCUUACCUUUUAUGCUGUUGCCUGCCAUUCACCAGCACCACGGUUGCUCUGUGUGUCAAUUUAUUUUACAUUAAACAGCUUAAUUGGUUGUGAUUGGCUUUUAUCCAAAUUCACACACACUUGGAAGAUGUAUUUUCUCUUAUCCUGGAGACUGGUUCCUCUUUCAUAAUAUCAAGCGUUGAUGAUACAGUAUGACUGUCUCAACAGAAGAUGUUGCCACCAAACUGCUAUGGAAAACCUCUGCAGUUUUGAAAAGACUUUGCACAACGGUAUCACUAGGGAAGCUGGUGGUGGAAUGACAUGACGUAACAUGUCUUCAUUGUGCCAGAAAAACAGUUUUUUGUUUUAAGGCGUUAUUAUAUAGAUAUUUACUUUUUCCCCUUUUAUAACUUAAAAUCGCGUUGAGUGUAUUGUGAACGUUAUAUGGGAAGUUGGGAGGGCUUUUUAAUGUCUUAACUGUUACAAUGUUACUAGGAUAUAAAAAUAAUCUAUUUUUGCAAUUUUGGGAAUUCGGAUUCAAGUCCUUAAGAUGCUGUAAAACUGUAAAGCACUUGCACCUUAGCGGUGUGUGCUUUUCAAGGCUGUGUUUGCAUUUGUGCAUGUUUUUUUUAAGUCAUGAGUGUAAAAUUUGUAAAGCUUUGGCAAAAUAUUGUAUGUGAUAAACACCAGUGUUUUCAUAUUUUAAGUUUGGUAGGACCAAACAAUGUCUGGCUUUAUUAUUGAUCUCUACAAUCCCCAUUAUUGAGGACCAAUGCAACGAAAGGUUCCGUAUUGUGAAAUGGCAAACCAUGACAAAAUAGAUAAUUUAGUGUGCUUUAUUUUUUAUUUACUUUUUUUAUUUUGAUCCUACACAUUUGGUUUGUUUGAUAAUACCUUUUAAAUGUGGACCUUUUUAAUUUUGGUUGUAGUAAAACUUUGGCAUUAAAUAUAGCAGUUACCAUUUCACAGUAGCUUGUAUGUACUCUUGUGGUCAUGACAUGUUUUGGUUUUUAGGUGCUCAUUGAGUAAGAUAAUAAUUUAUUUAAUAUUAUUGUGUUACAUAAAUACACUUGGUACCACUACAAUAUUUUUUAAUUAUAGUGUUAACGAAUUUCGUACAUCGUUUAAGGUUGCUGUUAAUAAAGGACAUAUGAGGGUAGAUUUUUGUUAACGUUGCUGUCAUCUCUACGAGAUAUUAGGAGGGAAAAAAC
Molecule: messenger RNA, 2602 nt
Organism: Petromyzon marinus (sea lamprey)
Lineage: Eukaryota; Metazoa; Chordata; Hyperoartia; Petromyzontiformes; Petromyzontidae
Product: carboxy-terminal domain RNA polymerase II polypeptide A small phosphatase 1-like
Molecular function (GO): RNA polymerase II CTD heptapeptide repeat phosphatase activity
Source: RefSeq, a predicted model, not a curated record